AUGCAGGACGGAAAGACAAGCGUGGGCCCAUACGCUCUUGGGAAGAAGAUUGGCUCUGGCAACUUCUCCAUUGUGCGGCAGGCUACGGAUCAGAAUGGGCGCAGGUGGGCCAUUAAGAUCAUAGACAAGGCUCGUCUCAGGAAGGAGAAUAUGGAGGAACAGUUGCAGCGUGAAGUGGAGAUAAUGCGUUCGCUCAAACACGAGAAUAUUAUUUCUCUUCAUGAUGUACUGGAAACUGAUGAACACUACUACCUUGUGCUGGAGUAUGUGUCUGGAGGUGAGCUGUUCCAAAAAAUUGUAGCGGCGAAGCGCUUUGAUGAGCCGACGGCGAGAGAACAUUUCCAUCAGCUGAUUGCUGGUAUCCACUACUGCCACAGCAAGGGAUACGCCCACCGCGAUCUAAAGCCAGAGAACUUGAUGCUCGAUGCAAAUGGGGCGCUGAAGAUCACAGACUUCGGUCUUAGCGAACAACAGCAAGACAAAAUGAUGGAAACCGUGUGUGGCACGCCAAACUAUGUGGCACCUGAGGUUAUGAAGAGGCGCGGCUACAAUGGUUUCGGUGCCGAUGUAUGGAGUUGCGGUGUUGUGUUGUACGUGAUGCUUGCCGGCCGCUUGCCGUUUGAGGAUCGUGGUAUAAAAACUCUACUGGCGAAGAUUGAUCGCGGUGAGUAUCAUAUGGUGCGUCACGUGUCAGACGCAGUGAAGGAUUUAAUAUCGCGUAUGCUGACGGUGGAUCCACAACAACGCAUUACUAUUGAGGGCAUUAUUGCCCACCCAUGGUUCGCCGUGGGAUGGGACCCAAAGCGGCUACAGGAACGUGUUUAG
Molecule: messenger RNA, 825 nt
Organism: Trypanosoma grayi
Lineage: Eukaryota; Euglenozoa; Kinetoplastea; Trypanosomatida; Trypanosomatidae
Product: serine/threonine protein kinase
Exons: 1
Coding region: 1-825 (274 amino acids)
Biological process (GO): intracellular signal transduction; protein phosphorylation
Cellular component (GO): cytoplasm
Molecular function (GO): ATP binding; protein serine/threonine kinase activity
Source: RefSeq, a predicted model, not a curated record